CUUCCGCCCCGCGCGCGCGCCUGGCUGGACGCGGCCCCCAGCGUGAGAGCGACGCCGGCGCGACGCUGCUGCUGCGAGUGCUAGUCGUUUCGGAGGCGCCAUGGCGGCCGAGCUGAGCGAGAUGGCGGAGCAGCCUCCGUUCCUGCCGCCGCCUUCCUCGUCCUCUGGCGGAGGCGGCGCUGCGGAGGAGGCGGCCGAGGCCGAGAGCGAAGCCUCCUCGUCCGUUUCUUCCUCGUCCUCGUCGGGGGUCGGGAUGGAGGCCGAGAUGCCGCUGAACGGCGAGGGGGCCGAGAGCAUGUCGGAGCCCAGCCCGCAGAGCGCCAGCCAGGCCGGCGACGGGGACGACGAGGAGGAGGACGAUGACGAUGACGAGGAAGAGGAGGAGGACGAGGAAGAGGAGGACGACGACGACGAGGAGGAGGCCGAGGAGGCCGGCUCCUCCAGCGGCUGCUGCAGCGACGAGACGCGCUCGCCCAGCCCCGGCGGCAGCGAGGCCGACGCCAAGGCUGGCCCUGGCGGGGAGAGCGGCGGCGGCGCCCGGCCCGGCGGCGGCAGCCAAGAGGCGGCGGCGGCGGCAGCCCCGACAGGAGCAGGCGGCCUGGGCGGCGGCGGCAGCGAGGCGAGCAACAGCAGCUGCGCGUCCUCGGCCUCGUCCUCCUCCAGCGGCGCAGGCGACGAGGGCUACAGCACUGGCGGCAGUAGCGGCGGCGGAGGCAGGGCGGGAGGCGGCGGCGGAGGCAGCUCCUGCAGCGCCUCGUCGGGCGGCCGCCGGGGGAGCCUGGAGAUCUCUUCGGACGGGGAGCCUCUCAGCCGCAUGGACUCCGAGGACAGCAUAAGCAGUACCAUAAUGGAUGUAGACAGCACAAUUUCCAGUGGUCGUUCAACGCCAGUUAUGAUGAAUGGACAAGGAGUUACUGCUUCAUCAGCAAAAAGCAUUGCUUAUAACUGCUGCUGGGACCAGUGCCAUGCUUGCUUCAACUCCAGCCCCGAUCUGGCAGAUCACAUUCGCUCCAUACACGUUGAUGGCCAGCGAGGAGGGGUGUUCGUUUGCUUAUGGAAAGGCUGCAAAGUGUAUAAAACACCAUCAACAAGUCAAAGUUGGUUGCAGAGGCAUAUGCUGACACACAGUGGUGACAAACCUUUCAAGUGUGUUGUUGGAGGCUGCAAUGCUAGCUUUGCAUCCCAGAGUGGGCUGGCUCGUCACGUUCCAACACACUUCAGUCAGCAGAAUUCUUCAAAAGUUACCAACCAGCCAAAGGCAAAAGAAGAAUCUCCUUCCAAAGCAGGGAUGAACAAAAGAAGGAAACUAAAGAACAAACGGAGGCGCUCAUUACCAAGACCACAUGAUUUCUUUGAUGCACAAACGCUGGACGCCAUACGACAUCGAGCCAUCUGCUUUAACCUCUCUGCUCACAUAGAAAGUUUAGGAAAAGGCCACAGUGUUGUAUUUCAUAGUACUGUAAUGGCCAAGAGAAAAGAAGAUUCUGGGAAGGUAAAACUGCUGCUUCACUGGACACCAGAGGACAUUUUGCCUGAUGUGUGGGUAAAUGAAAGUGAGCGACAUCAAUUAAAAACUAAAGUAGUUCAUUUAUCAAAGCUACCAAAAGAUACUGCCUUGCUUCUGGACCCAAACAUAUACAGAAAAUCUAGUAAAGGAGGUACAUACACUGGAAUCCUGAAAGAUCACUUCUGUUAAGAUCACAUACUGAACAAUGCCACAGAAGAGGUUGAAGAGGUAAAGGUCAGCUCAGCGGGGACACCCCAUCCUACCAUCUUAUUCACUGACCAUGGAAAUAGAAUUGAAGUUGCACAUUAGUCAAGCCCUUCCUCUCAUCCUCUGCCCAAUACCUGCACACCUAACUGCUGCCAACUGUAGUUAUUUAUGCUUGACAUAACCAUUCUGUGAAUGAAGAAGAUGCGUCUGUGGAGUAUAUUAUAUAUAUCAGUAUUUCUUCAUAGAAUGGUACGAUGGAAGAUGCAGCAAGCACUCGUCUGGCAAUAUAGUGGGCUCUCUCCAUGGCUUUGCAUGCUUCUUGCUUUCCUUUAAGCAAUUUUCCUUCCCAUGGCUUGCAUCGGAUAAAGUGGCAGUUGCUCAGUUGCCAUGUACAACCCUCCCUGCAGUUCCUUUGUGUAAAGAAGCUUCUUGGGAUCCUGUCAUUGGUAAAUGAAAUUAACACACACUAGAGAGAAUCCUUUUCUCGGAGUAUGGUGAAGAGUAAUCCAUUGUCACUUUUGUGAACUCUUAGUGUCUUAUCGCAUAACCCUAAGUGGUGGUAUGUUUAAGCAAAUGGUGGUGGCAUAUUUUCAUUGCUAGUGAGCAAGUAGUGGUGGCAUAUUUUCAUUGCUAGUUUUUUAUAUAUAUAUAUAUAUAUAUAUAUAUAUAUAUAUAUAUAUGAGAGAAUGAGAGGCUGAUAGAUGUUAAAUGUUGCUGUAUAUCUGAUCCUCUCCAUAAUACUAUUACUGUAUGUUAAUAAGACUUUAAUAACUUCUACAGAAAAGGGUAGUGACAUAGAUUUUUGUUUGUUUACUACUUGGCCUUUUAAAACUCCUAUUUGCUUCUAAAGAAUCUCCCUUCCCCUCUCCUCUCCAGCCUAAAUUUUUCUAGAUGUUAAAAAAAAAUGUAUUUUUAAAAAAGCAUCUAGAAAUACAAUCGUUUAUGCACCAAAGUUGGCUACGAAAAGAAAAAUAAAUUGCUUCCUUGCUUUACAAAGCAAGAAAUUGUGAAUUUUCUUAACCUACAGGAAUAGAAAAAAAAAAGUGUGUACCUUGUUUGUCUUGUAUGGAGACAAAAAAAGUUGCAUAUAGAUAAUGGGACAUUGCUUGUAAAUAAUUUUGCAGAUUUGUAAUAUAUUUUUAUAUUAUGAAAUGUAUUGUAGAUGGUUUUUUCUAGAGGCAUGGACGUUAAAAUGUAUAUAUUAUGGUAGAAAUAAUAUUGAAGGAUAUUGUAAUUCACUAGUGCUGCCAGAAUAAUUCGUUUAAAAGCAAGCACCUUUCUUAACAAUAAAAAGAAGAGUCUCUUGGAUUUCUAAGAGACCAUAUACUACUGUUGUAAUAACAAAAACACAUUAAACAUCCUUCCAGAAAUCUUGAGGGAUGCACAGUAUCCAUAGGAAGUUUAUGGCACUCCUUGCUGGUAAUGGAUAUGAAAUCGGUCAUUUCCUUGCUUGUUGAAAGGAACAAAUGUAAAAUAUAUAUGGUGGCUAUAUGCAGUCAAACUGCAUGAUUAACCCUCCGUGUUUAGGAGGAAUUUUCGCAUUACUACAGUGAAUAUAAAUACCAGCUGUUUUUACACUAAUUUUUUAAAAUAAAUAGCAAAAAUAAAACUCUAAACUCUGUCUAGCUGAAGUGAGCAUUUCUCAGUACUGUAAAUGGGGUCCACCUUAGUGCUGAGGAGAUGCUUGGCUCACAAUGGGUUUAGAAUGGCGUAUAUACAUUUAAAUUCCUUAUUGAUGUGCAGAUGAUAAGCACCACUAACAUGGAAUGGGUCCGGAGUAGUUUAAAGGUAUUUCAUAAAGAUCUGUAGCAAUGUAACUAUUUAAACAAAUGCAGUUUUAAUUUUAUUUUUUUGUUUAAUUUUGCUUGAGCACUUCAGUUACUGCUUAAUCUUUAUCUUAUAUGGUCAUCUGCAAUUGCUUUGGUUCUUUUUAAAAAAAGUUAUAAAAUUGCCAAAUAGGUGUUUUCAGAUAUAGUUUGUAUUUUUUUUUUAAUUUUAUUGCUUCAUGAGUUUCUUGUUUGCCAUUCAUAAUGGACAGAUGAUUGUAGACCUUGCCUGAAUAUUUUUUUCUAAUAAAACGGAACAAAUACAACCUUA
Molecule: messenger RNA, 3811 nt
Organism: Hemicordylus capensis (graceful crag lizard)
Lineage: Eukaryota; Metazoa; Chordata; Lepidosauria; Squamata; Cordylidae
Gene: AEBP2
Product: AE binding protein 2
Exons: 9
Coding region: 101-1696 (531 amino acids)
Biological process (GO): regulation of transcription by RNA polymerase II
Cellular component (GO): ESC/E(Z) complex
Source: RefSeq, a predicted model, not a curated record